GUUUCCGGUAUAACGUGUGUGUUGAUCGGUGCUCAGCCUUUCUCUCUUGGCUUUCAGUAGAACAGUCACUCACUUCAGAGUCCCAGUUCCCUUACCUGGUUACCUGGUUAACGGCGUCAAAUCUCAAAUCGUGGACAUGGCAUCUGUUUCGGCACCAGCUCAGACAGCCUCUGCUCCUCUGCAAAGAGGGAUUGUCAAGAUGGUUUUGUCAGGCUGUGCCAUCAUUGUUAGGGGUCAGCCUCGAGGUGGCCCACCCCCGGAGCGUCAGAUCAAUCUCAGUAACAUCCGAGCUGGAGCCAUGGCCCGCCGAGCCGCUCAGGGCCAGCCUGACACCAAGGACACCCCUGAUGAGCCAUGGGCCUUUCAAGCCAGAGAGUUCCUGCGUAAGAAGCUAAUCGGUAAAGAGGUCUGCUUCACUGUGGAAAUCAAGAUUGCUUCAGGCAGGGAGUAUGGCAUGGUCUACCUUGGGAAAGACACAACGGGGGAGAACAUUGCUGAGUCUCUGGUCACUGAGGGUCUUGCCACAGUCCGCAGGGAAGGAAUCAGAGGGAACAAUCCCGAGCAGGCCAGACUCUGUGAACACGAAGACCAGGCUAAGGCAUCCAAGAAGGGCAUGUGGAGUGAGGGCAGCGGCACACACACCAUCCGUGACAUCAAGUACACCAUAGAGAAUCCGCGCAACUUUGUCGACUCUUUGCACCAGAAACCUAUCAACGCCAUCAUCGAGCAUGUGCGGGACGGCAGUGUGGUUCGUGCCUUGCUCCUUCCUGACUACUACCUGGUUACUGUCAUGCUGUCCGGGAUCAAGUGUCCAACAUUCAAGCGGGAAGCAGAUGGUACAGAGACGCCAGAGCCAUUUGCAGCUGAGGCCAAAUUCUUCACUGAAUCCCGUCUUCUGCAGAGAGAUGUUCAAAUCAUCCUGGAGAGCUGUCCCAACCAGAUCAUACUGGGUACCAUCCUGCAUCCGAAUGGUAACAUUACAGAACUCCUGUUGAAAGAAGGCUUUGCCCGUUGUGUUGACUGGUCCAUGGCUGUUUACACACAGGGAGCGGAGAAACUCAGAGCUGCUGAAAGAUCUGCUAAAGAGCGCAAGGUCCGCAUCUGGAAAGACUAUGUGGCACCCACAGCCAACUUGGACCAAAAGGACAGACAAUUUGUAGCCAAGGUAAUGCAGGUUGUCAAUGCUGAUGCCAUGGUGGUCAAGCUCAACUCGGGAGAAUACAAGACCAUUCACCUGUCCAGCAUUCGACCCCCGAGGAUUGAAGGAGAGGAGAAGAACAAGGACAAAGACAAACGUUUCCGCCCUCUCUAUGACAUCCCCUACAUGUUCGAGGCCCGCGAGUUUUUGAGGAAGAAGCUCAUCGGAAAAAAGGUUAAUGUGACAGUAGACUACAUCAGAGCAGCUACUAGCGCAGGAGAAGGCACUCCUGCUUUCCCAGAACGCACCUGUGCAACAGUCACAAUUGGCGGAAUUAACAUCGCAGAGGCUUUGGUCAGUAAAGGCCUUGCCACGGUCAUCAGAUACAGACAAGAUGACGACCAGCGCUCCUCCCACUACGACGAGCUGCUUGCUGCAGAGGCACGGGCUAUCAAGAAUGGGAAGGGGCUGCACAGCAAGAAGGAGGUUCCCAUCCACAGAGUUGCUGAUAUCUCGGGGGAGACACAGAAAGCCAAACAGUUCCUGCCCUUCCUGCAGCGAGCUGGCCGGUCAGAAGCAGUGGUGGAAUACGUCUUCAGUGGCUCCCGCCUCAAGCUAUACAUGCCCAAAGAAACCUGUCUCAUCACAUUCCUCCUUGCCGGUAUUGAAUGUCCACGCAGUUCCAGGAAUAUGCCUGGGGGGAUGCAGGUGGCUGAGCCCUUCAGUGAUGAGGCCAUGCUGUUCACCAAAGAGCUGGUGCUGCAAAGAGAGGUGGAGGUUGAAGUAGAGAGCAUGGACAAAGCAGGCAACUUCAUUGGCUGGCUACACAUCGAAGGUGUGAAUCUGUCUGUGGCGCUGGUAGAAAAUGCUCUAUCCAAGGUCCACUUUACAGCAGAGCGCAGCGCAUACUACAAAACCCUGGUCUCAGCAGAGGAGGCUUGCCGACAGAGGAAAGAGAAGAUCUGGGCCAACUAUGAGGAGAAACCAGUUGAAGAGGUUGUGCAUCUAUCAGAAGAGAAGGAACGUGUUGCUAACUACAGACCAGUAUAUGUCACUGAAAUCACUGACACCCUGCACUUCUACACCCAGGAUGUAGAGACAGGAGGCCAGCUGGAGAGUCUGAUGGAGACCAUGAGAGCAGAGAUCGCAGCCCAGCCACCUGUCGAAGGAUCCUAUUCUGCACGUCGAGGGGACAACUGCAUAGCCAAGUUUGCUGAUGGUGAAUGGUACAGAGCCAGAGUGGAGAAAGUUGAGUCACCGGCAAAGGUUCAUGUCUUCUACAUCGACUAUGGCAAUAGAGAAGUUGUGUCUUCCACCCGUCUGGCUGCCAUACCCCCUGCCUUCAGCACCAGGACUCUGCCAGCACAGGCCACCGAGUAUGCCUUCGCCUUCAUCCAGGUCCCACAGGAUGAGGACGCCCGUGCUGACGUGGUGGACUGCAUUGUUCGGGACAUCCAUAACACCCAGUGCCUGUUAAACGUGGAGUAUUCAGGUGCUUCCUGCCCACAUGUCACGAUACAGUUCGCUGACACCAAGGAGGAUGUGGGUCUCGGCCUGGUCAAAGAGGGCUUGGUCAUGGUGGAUGUUCGCAAGGAGAAGCACCUGCAGAAGAUGGUGACGGAGUACCUGAACAGUCAAGAAUCUGCCAAGAGUGCCAGGCUCAACAUUUGGCGUUAUGGAGACUUCCGUGCAGAUGAUGCCGAUGAGUUUGGUUACAGCCGUUAAUUAGAAAUGAAAAACACAAAACCGACCAUCCAAUCAACACCAUUCCAAAGACCAACAUGGACGGCGAGUGAUGCAUUGGACAGAAGACAAAAGAAAUACAGUAAACAGUGGAAAACUAAACGACAAGCAUUGACUCACUCUUCCUUUUUAUUUGAUAUUUCAUCCCUCCAGUCCUGACUUCUCUUCUGCUCAUAACUUUUUCUGCAACUAGAGAUGCUAAAAAAUAAAUAAAUAAAAUGAUACAAAUAUUUCAUCAUUUUUUUUCCAAUGGGCCACUGCCAGCUCCAGCAGCCUGCACUUUUGCCAAUCUGUGUUAUUUGCCAUGUUACCUUUUCAGCAGACUUCCUGUAUGAGUGAUUAUAAUAAUGAUACUUAAUGUGUUUCAGCCAAUCUUUGCUCUUUAAACCUCGGGCUCAAUCCGUGCUGUCCGUUGUACCGGGAAGGAACUGAGUGUGUUAGGAAAUUUCUCAAUUUCGUUUUUUUUUUUUUUUUAUUCUAAAAUAAUGCUUCCCUUAUGAAUUUCAUGUAAAUGUGAGGAUAUGUUGAAAAGUGUAAAUGGUUUAUUUUACAAUACUGGGUAGACCCACACAGACAAAAACAAAAAAACAAAAAAGGAUGAGUUUAUUUUUGUCCUCAGUGUAUAUCUGUGUGAUGAUGACAUUCGCGGAUGUUUUUGUGGGGAGUGUUUUGUCGUUUAUUCACUAUGUCACACUUUUAUGACCAGUAAAUAUGGACGCCACGAUGUGGCAUUUUAUCUCUAUCUCCUUCUGUAAAGUUUACAUUCUAAUGGAUAUGGUCAUGUCUUUGGCGGUCUCUUCUCUUUCUGUCUCUGUAUGCCAUAGCAGAAACAGUGUUUGAAUUUGUUUCCUUAUAAUGGACCUUUGCAUUCUAUUAAAAAUCUGCUAAAUAAAAAUAAGCAAAGUAACAUUA
Messenger RNA from Sphaeramia orbicularis (orbiculate cardinalfish), 3793 nucleotides. RefSeq names its product staphylococcal nuclease and tudor domain containing 1 (gene snd1). The record is from RefSeq and is a predicted model, not a curated record. Lineage: Eukaryota; Metazoa; Chordata; Actinopteri; Kurtiformes; Apogonidae. Bases 137 to 2863 code for a protein of 908 amino acids. Gene Ontology annotation, biological process: mRNA catabolic process; regulatory ncRNA-mediated gene silencing. The transcript is spliced from 24 exons. Gene Ontology annotation, molecular function: nuclease activity; RNA binding. Gene Ontology annotation, cellular component: RNAi effector complex; cytosol; nucleus.